Molecule: messenger RNA, 1614 nt
Organism: Blastocystis hominis
Lineage: Eukaryota; Bigyra; Opalinata; Blastocystidae
Exons: 6
Coding region: 1-1614 (537 amino acids)
Source: RefSeq, a predicted model, not a curated record
AUGAUUUGUAACCUAGCUCUUCAUUCCCAAUACACGUAUUCUAUCAACUACAACACAGAGAGCAGGUACUCCCUCUCCCUUGGCAGCUUGGAGCCUUUUCUGCUCGAGAAGCGAACAUCGUUUCAAACACCGACUACGCAUGGAGAUAUUCCGACUACGUCCCUCUCCCUCCCAACCCCAUGUUCUACCAGAUCAAUCUCCCCACCUACAUGGAAGAAGAAUGUGAACAAUUUCUUCCCUUUCAACUCACCCGCAGACUCCACUCCCUACGAGACCGUCAUUAAUCGACUCGAAACCAUUCAACUACUCGGAGUCAACGUUAUCGAACUGCACGCUCUGGAGCAAUCCAGUUGCGAUGCAGAGUACGAUAUCUGCUGGGUGGAGCCAUCGUAUUCUCCGGGCUUGCUUCGUCCCACGAUUGGUACUCCGAUUCAACUGAAAGAACUGAUCGACUCGAUUCACGUACUGAAUAUGAGCGUGGUGCUGGAUCUGAAUUGGGAGUUUUUCAAUAUCAACUCGCCCAUCUAUCAUUAUCACCAGUUUUACACGCUGUACACAACGGAGUUAGCAGGCGAUCCGGUCUACAGCGAUGUGUUUCGCGAUUCGUCGACGUGUGGCGCGAAGUGUUCUUUGAACAUCGCCGAAAACGAAUUCGUUCUGCUUCUCCUUCGCUCCGUUCUCCAUCGCUAUCGCGAGGAAUUCCACAUCGACGGGAUCCGAUGGAUCACAAACGACUGCGAUUCCUAUGUUGGCGGAUCCUGCAAUAGCGGUGAGGAACACGGCGACAAAUUCGAGUUCGCGAUCCGGAGUUUUUGGGAAGACAUCCGAGACACGCAGUCGAUCGUUCCGAACUACGAUUUCUUCAUUGACGAGUCGCUUUGUCCGCUGAUUCAAGGCGUGUCUGCGAGCACGGGGAUCAGCUAUUCGCUCUUGAAGAACUUCAUUCAAACCAUAAACUCAUCGGAUCCGGAGGUUCUAUUCUCGCUCGAGUGCUUCCGAACUCUCAAUAGCCGCUUGCUGAUCCGAACGAACUACAACAUCGCGUCGAUUCUCCUCUCGUUGUUCUAUUUGCUCCCUCGAAACAUUCACUUCUUUAUGGGCACUCCCUUCCUAAGCGAUAUUUCCUUCACGAAGAAUCCCCAAACGCUGGAUAUCAGCGAAGUGGGAGUGUACGUCGACGGAUCCUGGCAGAAUCCACACAAGAAGUUCUUGAAAAUCUUGCUGUCUGUCGAUCUGAACAAGAUUCGCGAGCAAUAUUUGAUGGACGCGUUCGACGGUGUUUUCAUCGAGUAUGACAACAACAACGACAAAAUGAUUCUUCGUGUGGGAACGGAGCCCGAUCCAUUGCUGAUCGUGAUUAACUAUGGAACGACCCACUACACCGAAACGCCUUUCACCGCUGCUAUUUAUUCGACCCUUCCAUUCAAUCGGCAGGGAACCUGGAAUCUUCUCCUCUCUACUGCCAACAGAAACUACGAUAGCGAAGCCAUCACCGUCAACUCGCCAAUGACAGGAAGCGCGUGUCAAGGGCAGGGAGGCCAUACGAUUCCGGGCUGUGUGUAUUAUUCGGUGCCGAUGGCCAGGCAGUCGCUCUCUGUUUUUAUUCACGAAUAA